This is a messenger RNA of Dendronephthya gigantea, 929 nucleotides long. RefSeq lists its product as uncharacterized. Gene Ontology annotation, cellular component: extracellular region. NCBI's taxonomy places the organism in Eukaryota, Metazoa, Cnidaria, Anthozoa, Malacalcyonacea, Nephtheidae. The transcript is spliced from 5 exons. Gene Ontology annotation, molecular function: calcium ion binding. The coding region runs from base 290 to 769 and encodes 159 amino acids. The record is from RefSeq and is a predicted model, not a curated record.
GCACAACAAUAGAUCAACAAUCAUAUCUCCGGUUUUCGUGCACGGAGAGUACUAUACCGUUUUUGGAACUCUGCUUUAUACGUUGAUUUUGUCAGUACAUAGAUUUUGUUCAACAAUCAUUGCUUAUUUACAUCUUGUGUGGCUUCGUAUUAACGUUCAUGCAGGUUAUAUAUGCAUGUGCUUGACUAAUCCAAUAGAACAGACAAUCAGAAGUCAACAUCAAUUUCAACAUCAACAACAAAUUUUAAUUCAACUUUAUCUCUUCGAAUAAUUUUCGACAGUCGCCACUAUGUAUUCAGCCGACGUUCUGAUAUUCAGUUUGGUGGCAUGGAUAUCUUUUCCCUCGAUAGACACCAAUGACAAGCUCGGUAGAUUGGAAUUAAACGUCGACCUUAAACCAUGCACUGAAGAAAAUUACGGUCGACGUGAGUUGGUUAAGGACAAGAAUGGCAAGGAAAAUUAUUUCAUUUGUUCCAAGUACAAUCAUGGUGAUUAUGCAUGGAAAAAGAAACUGAUGGAUGUUGAAAAUGAUAAUGAGAAUGAUAUUAUGGAUGACAUCAUGUUGAAGCGUGAAGAGGCCGCUGAUUUCUUUGAACGUGAUCGUCGUGGUUUGUCACAUGAAUGUUAUGCUGAGUGUUGUUCCUGGGAGGAAGUUCGUGAACAUUACGAUCACGACAUGAGAGCUGCAAAAUUGUAUUGGGAAAGAUACCUCUAUUGGAAGAGAUAUGUUAACACCCGUUGUAGACGCAAAGGUAGUUGGUCGUGGUGAACCAAAAAGGAAUGGAAGAAAACGUAAGAAGAAAUGGAAAUAAUUGAUGGAAAAGUAAUAAAAUUAUGUGAACAAUAUAUAGUAUCAUCAGGUUAACCUAUAUAUAAUCAAUAAUAACCCUUAUAGCUUAUGCUUAAUUUAGCUACCCAUACACAUGGCG